Triticum aestivum (bread wheat) is the source of this 5267-nucleotide messenger RNA. RefSeq names its product flavonoid 3',5'-hydroxylase 2. NCBI's taxonomy places the organism in Eukaryota, Viridiplantae, Streptophyta, Magnoliopsida, Poales, Poaceae. The transcript has 7 exons. The record is from RefSeq and is a predicted model, not a curated record. Gene Ontology annotation, molecular function: heme binding; iron ion binding; oxidoreductase activity, acting on paired donors, with incorporation or reduction of molecular oxygen. Bases 101 to 1639 code for a protein of 512 amino acids.
UGACCUCUCCGGCCUAUAUAAUGUGACGGGAGCGGAACCCUCUCCACAACACACAGUGCUCCUACGCAGCAUUGAGACUUGCACCCGUAGUACGUACGCCAUGCAGCUCGCCGCGGUGUACACGGAUCCCUGGGUGCUCUCCGGCACCGCCCUCUUCGUCCUCGUCCACCUCGUGCUCCGGUACAUCCGCUCCGACGGCCGCCGCCUCCCGCCGGGCCCUCGCGGCUUCCCGAUACUCGGCGCGCUGCCCCUCGUCGGCCCGACCCCGCACACCGGGCUGGCGGCGCUGGCGCAGAAGCACGGCCCGGUCAUGUACCUCAAGAUGGGCACCUGCGGCGUCGUGGUGGCGUCGUCCCCCGCGGCGGCGCGGCAGUUCCUCAAGGUGCAGGACGCGCGCUUCGCCGACCGCCCCGCCGUCGCCAGCGCCGUGGACAUCACGUACGGGUUCCAGACCAUCGCGUUCGGCAUGCAGGGGCCCAGGUGGAAGCAGAUGCGGAAGCUGUCGACCGUGCACCUGCUCGGGGCGCAGGCCAUGUCGGAGUGGGCGUCCGUGCGCCGGGACGAGGCCGGCCGCGUGCUGCGCGACGUGGCUGGGGCCUCCGUGGGCGGGGAGCUGGUCUCCGUGCCGGACGUGCUGGUGCGCGCGUUCGCCAACAUCAUCGGGCAGAUCACGCUGAGCAAGAGGCUGUUCGACACCCAGGGCGACGAGGCCAACAGAUACAAGGAGAUGAUCACGUUGGUGCAGAGCGGGUCGGGGCUGUUCAACAUCAGCGACUUCGUGCCGGCCCUGUCACGCUUCGACCUGCAGGGUGUGCAGGCGAAGCUGCGGAAAAUCCACCUCCGCUUCGACGACAUGAUCAGCAGCCUCCUGGACGAGCACUCGGCGACGGCCACGCAGCGGCAGGGCCGGCCGGACUUCAUCGACAAGCUCAGGGCCAGCAUGGCGGACGAGAACAAGGACAGCAACGACGCCGACACCAUCUCCGAAGUCAACGUCAAGGGAUUCGUAUUUGACAUGUUCACGGCCGGCACGGACACGGCGUCGAUCAUCGCGGAGUGGGCGCUGGCGGAGAUGAUCAAAAACCCGUCCAUCAUGGCGCGCGCGCAGGAGGAGAUGGACCGCGUGGUCGGCCGCGGCCGCCGCCUCGAGGAGUCGGACGUCGCCGGCCUCCCCUACCUGCAGGCCGUCUGCAAGGAGGCCAUGCGGCUCCACCCCUCGACGCCGCUCAGCAUCCCGCACUUCUCCGGCGAGGAGUGCGAGGUGGACGGCUACCGCAUCCCCAAGAACACGCAGCUGCUGGUCAACAUCUGGGCCAUCGGCCGGGACCCGGCGGCGUGGGAGGACCCGCUCGAGUUCCGGCCGGAGCGGUUCCUGUCCGGGCCGACGGCCAGCGUGGACGCGCUGGGGAACUGCUUCGAGCUAAUCCCCUUCGGCGCCGGCCGGCGGAUCUGCGUCGGGAAGCUCGCUGGCAUGGUGUUCGUGCAGUACUUCCUGGGCAUGCUGGUGCACGCGUUCGAGUGGCGGCUGCCGGAGGGCGAGAAGCUGGACAUGGAGGAGCUGUUCGGGCUCACGAUGCCCAAGGCCGUGCCGCUGCGGGCCGUUGCCACCCCACGGUUGGCGCCGGCCGCGUACGCGUGACGGGCGCGUCCCGUCCCGUGUGCAUGUCUGCGCGGAUGACAUGCGGGUCCUGUAUGGAUCGAUUGUCCACUUUUUUUUAAUCGUAUUUGUAUUGAAUCCAGAAACAAGCAUAGCAGUGCACACCCAGCCUUCUCCUCGCUUGGGAUUCCUGGCCGUCGGAUCCUUCCUUUGAUGCAUUCUGGACCAUAGGAUUCGCCUCCGGAUGACAUCGGCCGUCGGAUCAGGCCCAGAUCACUGCUACAAUGAACAGUGAUGAAUAGUAUCUUUCACUCGGUUUUCCCUACUGUUUUUUCUUACUCCAGAAUUACUAGGCCGACUCGCUGACGUGUGGAGUCCCUCGCUGGUGGGCCAUGCCUGUCGGUGACUGGGGCUGGGAUGGUGGACUGUGCGGCACGUGGCCUCCUUCAGCGGGCAAAUAUCCCGUGCCACCGCCGAAAAUACCAUGCCCCGCCGAAGGUAUAUUCGGUAUUUCCUGUGGUGGGUCUGUGUGUGUCGUCUGUUGGUUGGCUCUGGAUGGAUGAGGUCACGCAAGGCGCCGAUUGGGUGAGAACCCUAGCAUCCACUCCCCGUCGCCGUUCCUCUCAUGCCGCCUACCUCACCGCUGCUGCUCUCCUCGCCGAGCUCGCUCGCCGCCGCCGCAUCCCAUCCCGGUCGCGCUCCCGCCACCAUUCCUUCUUCCCUCCUACCACUCCCCUCCUCCAGGCCUAGAAAUCGAGGAGGAGGCCGAGCCGCUACCCGCUGUCGGUCCUCAGACCGUCCUGAUCGACCAAGCUCAGGGUCGAGGGGCGCGCCGGAUCCGGGCGCGGCAGCUCGCUCCCCCUGCGCUCUUGCUCUGGAUCUCGUCCUCCUCCUCUAGCCGCCGUUCGUCCUCCUCGGUGACGGUGCGUCUUUCUUCCCACCGCCGUCAUCUCCUUCGCCCAGCCAACCGCCGCCGCACCGCACGAGGUGGGAUGUGACCCAUGCCCCCGCCUUCUCCUCGGCCCAGCCGACCACCCCUCCUCUGCAUUCCUGCCCAUCUCACUGCCCCUCCCCCAUCGCUCCUCCUUCUCCUCAGUUGCCAGGAGAGGCUCGGCCUCGCUCGGGCCGCAGCUCCCCCGUCGAGUUCGUGCGUCUGCAUCGUCGGGAGGAGUGGAGGCUGCGUCACAGACGGGCGAAGAUGUCCAGCCUGCUCUCUGCGCCCCUGGCGUCGUCGCUGUCGUCUCUUCUCCACUCCCUCUGGUGCUCCUUGCCUGCAUCUGCACCUCCGUGGACUGCAGCUCCACCCAAGCCGCUGUUACAGGUCACCACUAUCACGGGGCAGUACGAGGUCUUUGUGUUAGUUUUGUAAGCCAUGGUGUAUUAGAAGCAAACACAUGCUAAGUGGGCUUCAUUCUGCAACUCUGAAAUUCUGUACAAUCAUCGAUGUGCAUUGUUCUCUCCAGCAGAUUAGUAGUCUCCUAAUUAAUAACCCCACCACGAUUAUGAGCAUAACUUUAUUCAGCUUUUCUAUGUGUUGUGGUAGAUCUACUAUACGUGAUAGAUAACAGCAGUAGGUUAAUUUGAUGGGCAUCAUAUGGACAUGUUCUAAAUUAUACGGUUACAUUCGUCUUCACUUUUCUGUUGUUACUGGUAGCAUUUAUCUACUAUCCUGCUACUGCACUACUUUACAGAGGAAAUUUUAUUCGAUCAUUCAUUUUCUUGAGAUUUACUUCAUAUAUUGAUGUAGUUUGUUUUGAUUUCAGCAAUGCAGAAUAAUGUUUAUGGGAAGAUCGGACAAGAAGAGGUUGAACUCUGAUUCCACCCUAUGUUGUUUGCUGCUUAAAAUUAGUCGACUGUGUGUUGUCUUGGUCAUUAUCAGUAUUUAUGUCCAUGAGGUUUGGAGUAGGCCCAGAAUGCUUUCGUAAUUCAGUUCAGAUUUCCAUGUGCUGUAAUGACUAUUCAGUUGGAUUGGCUUAGAACUACAAAGGUUGAGGAUAAGCCAUUCAUCCUAUAGGUUGUAGGUGUAAUUGAUCAAACAAUUGAUCACAUUGUAGUCAAGAUUGUAGAGCUUAAAUGGUUCUUUCUUUCUAUAUGUUGUUGAUUCUCUUGGCCUUGAUUCUGAAUUGUUGUUGCUCUUUGCAAAUUGUAGGUAUGCAUUCCUACCAGGUUUGUUGUUUGGAAAUGCCAGUCACAUCAUUUCUGAAUUCGGAAUUGUGAAGGGUCCAAUGAAAAUCCAAGCAAGUUGUGGAGUGAUAUUAUUGUUGUUUCUUGCAGGAUGGGGAUUGAUAAUUGGAAUAUUGAAUGGGUACAUUCACCGGACAUGAGGGGUUGCCAAUGUUAUGGGCUUGAUUGGUUUGUGAGUUGCACCAGGAUUAUGCUUUGAAGGGGCAAGGAGCGGCGAUCCAAUAUACACCAACGAUGAAGGUAUAUUCGUAUACAAUAUGUAGCAGCACAGUCAUCUCGGGCGCCUCGUGGCAGAGAGAGUGAAAGUGAUGUUUUUAUGAUGGUACGAUGGCCUAGACCUGUGUUAUUUUAUUUAUUAUUAUUAUCAAACUUCUUUAGUUACACUCUUCUUGUACUAAUGGUCUAUAUACGUGCUUUGUACUCUGAAUCCAUCAUGUGCUUUGAAUAUUUAUACAAGCCCCUUUAUGCACAAUUUGGCGAUAGCAUAUGCCCGAGUAGUUUAAUCAGUCGAGUUUCAGGUUAGUUAUUCAUUCGAUUUUGAAAAAGCAAUAAUGAUAUAUUCAACUAAAAAUCUGUUCCAAAGAAAAAAAAUUAUGUACUAAUUUACACUGCAUAAAAUGAGCAUUACUAUUUCUUGAGAAUGAUGUCAGGAUAAUGAAGUUCUGUUUGCAAAGCACUUUCUUCCAUAUGUUUCUUUAUUUGCUUACUGUACUUUCCAACUUUUUGUUUGGAAAAUAGUAUACUUUGAGUUUGUUUUACUGCCUGGAGAAAGAAUGAGAGCCCUUUCUCACAGGGGCGUUCACGUGGAUGACCGAACUGAGUCUUCUUCUUUUUUAUAUCUCCAAAUUCAAAUAUGGUUUGAUUUGAUAGAAUAUCAGUCUAACAUGUUGAGAUUGUGAGUCUACAAAAACAAUUACAGAUACUAUCAAUUCAUAGCUCCCCUCAUUUUUGUAAAUUAUUCUCACAUGAAAAAUACUGUUUGUUCCUCUCUUUUUUACUGCAAAACGCAAGGAGAAAGGACGAUAUGGUAGUCAAGUUCUUUCCUGGAAAUCUUGCCUUGGUUGAUCUUGCGGGCAGGCCUUAGUCUCAGUUUGAUCUUGCCGUUCUGCGUCUCAAUGUUGAUGACUACCAUGAGGCACUGCACAGUUAAGCUCCUCUGGACCAUGGUGUGUUGGUUAGAUGUGCUCUCGCAUUGAUGGUCUAGCGAAUGGACGUCUCGACGUGUGUUAGAUGGUGAUGCUUCUUCCUAGGUCCAUCGUCCCUUUUGUCGUGCCGUAUUGCUUGCGAUGCGAUGUUCUGUUACACCGACCCCAGAAAACUUUAAUGUGGUGCUUGUGAAAGACCAACCGCUGUUGAUAUUAUGAUGGCAUUCUAUUUUGUGUGGUGUUUGUUUAGCUCUUGGUUGCUAACGAUGUAUUAUCAGUGCCAUGAUAUGGUGCUUCUGAUGGAUUAACUACUCCGUGGUUUUAAUGUUGGUUUUCUAAUC